This is a messenger RNA of Coregonus sp. 'balchen', 29528 nucleotides long. The record is from the annotation of a GenBank genome assembly. NCBI's taxonomy places the organism in Eukaryota, Metazoa, Chordata, Actinopteri, Salmoniformes, Salmonidae.
UAUAAACACUGCAGUUCCACUCUUGAGCGCUCACAGUCGACUUCAAGACAGCAUUAUUUUUGUACCUGUUUUUGUACUUUAGGGUCAUAUUCUGUAGAGUGGCAAGGUCCUUCAACACUUGAGGUGUUGUUGUGAAUUGGUUGACAGUCCGUAUUUUUCUCGCCUUGUCUAGAUCUGCAACGAUCCAAGAAGCGCCCCGAACAAAAGCCAGUAAACUUGACAUAGCCGAUAGCUCUGCAUGCAUUGUUUCUAGAUACAUUUCAGUAGGGCUACAGUUUUAUUGGUGAAUAGUUAAACUGUGUCCAUAACAAUGAAUAAAUCUAAGUUAGCAAUCGGACUUUUUGUCGCAGGUAUUCUGACUGUAGUGUUUGGGACAAUUAUUGUAUUCGUUGGACCAAUCAUCAUUGACGAGCAAAUAGUAAAGGUAAGUGACUGAGAUUAAAGCUAAAUAUUGUAGCUUUUUCCUAUAGUUUUAUACUUCGGUUGUAGGCCUACGUCUAAUGCAAAGGCAUCGUUUUCUCCUGGUCAGUCACGACUAACGUAUAGCGAAGUGCCUAUAGUUAACCUGAUUUAUUACUCUUAUUUCUAUUUCUCGUGUUUUUUUUUCUUUGUACUUGACUUUUUUUUAUUUGUUUUAUAUUGCUAUUGAUUACUGCGUUGUUGGGAAAGGCAUUUCACUGUAGGGCCCAUCAAUGCCUAUACCUACCAUGUGGUUACACAGUCUGAGAUUAAUGCCAUACAUUUGUUUGGAACAUUUCCUAGUUCUCUACAAGCCAGAACGUUGAAUAAAAUUUCAUUUGAAUGUUCUCCACUGGUUGCGGUCGGUACUUUUGUGGGUGUGACUUUGAAAAAAAACGAUCCACAGGUAAGCAUUAUUACAAUGACUUUUCCAAACGCUGGUACUGCCGUUGAGAUUUAUCAACUGGCACAUGUGCAAAACCAUGUAGGCUCUCGGUGUAAAGGCCUUAAGUAAAAAUACUUUAAAGUAGUUUUUUGGGGUAUCUGCACUUUAAUAUUUAUAUUUUACAACUUUUACUUCACUACAUUCCUAAAGAAAAUAAUGUACUUUGUACUCCAUACAUUUUCCCUGACCCAAAAGUACUCGUUACAUUUUUUAAAUACUUAGCAGGACAGAAAUUGUAAAAUUCAUGCAUUUAUCAGAGAACAUCCCUGGUCAUCCCUACUGCCUCUGAUCUGGAGAACUCACUGAACACUCAUGUGUCGUUUGUAAAUGAUGUUGGAGUGUGCACCUGGCUAUCUGUACAUUUGCUAAUUAUAAGGAAUUUGAAAUGAUGUAUACUUUAGUGUAUUUUAGCAAUUACAUUUACUUUUGAAACUUAAGUAAAUAUAAAACCAAAUACUGUUACUGAAGUGACACACUUUUACUUUAGUCACCUUAAUAGAAAAUAUAUUACAUUUUACUCAAGUAUGACAAUUGGCAACUUUUUCCACUACUGUGUAGGCUAAAUACCUGCAAGACUUCGGUUGGUAUGUGUUGAUGACUGUAGACUUAUAUCAGGGUUCCCCAAGGCGAUUUUAUUUGAAAACACCAGCAAAUCAGCUCCAAGUGAUUUUAAUUUAGGAAAUCUGUUCCAAAGUAGAACCACACAUAAUAGAGAUGCAUUACCAAAAGUAUGUGGACACCUGCUCGUUGAACAUCUCAUUCCAAAAUCAUGGGCAUUAAUAUGGAGUUGCCCCCCCCCCCCCCCCUUUUGCUGCUAUAACAGCAUCCACUCUUCUGGGAAGACUUUCCACUAGAUGUUGGAACAUUGCUGCGGGGACUUGCUUCCAUUCAGACACGAGCAUUAGUAAGGUCAGGCAUUGAUGUUGGGCGAUUAGGCCUGGCCCGCAGUCUGCAUUCAAAUGUAUCCCAAAGGUGUUCGAUGGUGUUGAGGUCAGGGCUCUGUGCAGGCCAGUCAAGUUCUUCCACACCAAUCUCGACAAACCAUUUCUGUAUGGACCUCGCUUUGUGCACAGAAUUGUUAUGAAUGUAAUUGUGCGCUGUAGCUUUUAAGAUUUCCCUUCACUGGAACUAAGGGGCCUAGCCCGAACCAUGAAAUACAGCCCCAGACCAUUAUUCCUCCUCCACUAAACUUUACAGUUGGCACUGGACAUUGGGGCAGGUAGCGUUCUUCUGGCAUCCGUCAAACCCAGACUCGUCAGCUGGUGAAGCGUGAUUAAUCACUCCAGAGAACGCAUUUCCACUGCUCCUGAGUCCAAUGGUGGCGAGCUUUACAACACUCCAGCUGACGCUUGGCAUUGCACAUGGUGAUCUUAAGCUUGUGUGCGGCUGCUCGGCCAUGGAAACCCAUUUCAUGAAGCUCCCGACGAACAGUUCUUGUGCUGACGUUGCUUUCACAGGCAGGUUGGAACUCUGUAGUGAGUGUUGCAACCAAGGACAGAUGAUUUUUCAGCACUCCCCGGUCCCGUUCUGUGAGCUUGUGUGGCCUACCAAUUCGUGGCUGAGACGUUGUUGCUCCUAGACGUUCCACUUCACAAUAACAGCACUUACAGUUGACCGGGGCAGCUCUAGCAGGGCAGAAAUUUGACGGACUGACUUGUUGGAAAGGUGGCAUCCUAUGACGGUGCCACGUUGAAAGUCACGGAGCUCUUCAGAAAGGCCAUUCUACUGCCAAUGUUUGUGUUUUUUUGCCUGUGUAUAUGUUGUCCAAAAAUUCUACCCACAAAAGGACGAAAUCAGCAGACAACAGGUGGUUUACACUAGAUAGCCAAUUCUGACUGUGGCUGUGCUAUCGUAAAAAUGUAUGACAAUAAAAUUUGUUUUUGUUUUUAAAGGUUCAAUAUAGUAAUCUAUACUGUAUAUUAUUUGAUCUGUUCUUUAUCGAUUGGUUUUGCCCCACAACUUCCCCUAAAUGUUAGGCUAGUUCUUUCUUGAUCACGUGGCGCAGUGGUCUAAGGCACUGCAUCGCAGUACUAGCUGUGCCAGAUCCUGGUUCGAAUCCAGGCUCUGUCGUAGCCGACUGCGACCGGGAGACCCAUGGGGCGGCGCACAAUUGGCCCAGCGUCGUCCAGGGUAGGGGAGGGAAUGGCCGGCAGGGAUGUAGCUCAGUUGGUAGAGCAUGGCGUUUGCAACGCCAGGGUUGUGGGUUCCAUUCCCACGGGGGGCCAGUAUGAAAAAUAAAAUAAAUAAUGUAUGCACUCACUAACUGUAAGUCGCUCUGGAUAAGAGCAUCUGCUAAAUAACUAAAAUGUAAUGUACCUUUAUGCAGUAUUAUGCAUGAUAUUCAGCUCUAAGUUCCUGGUUGAUAAACCUAAGAGAAUAUAUAAAUGAUAUGACAUCUUAAAUGAUUGAUAUGAACGUGCAUAUUGGAACCAGUGCUACGGUCAGAUGACAUGAAAAUAGAGGUCUUUGGCCACGCAGACCAGUGGUGGGUUUGCCGUGGGAAUAAGGAUGCAGAAAGAAAAUAACCCCAUAUCUACUGUAAAAUAUGGUGGUGGAUCUAAUGUUAUGGGGCUAUUUUGCUUCCACUGGUCUUGGGUCCCUUAAGGUCAACGGCAUCAUGAACUUUACCCAGUACCAGGACAUUUUACCCAAAAACCUGGCUGCCUCUGCUAGGAGGCCAAAACUUGGUCGCAAUUGGAUCUUCCACCAAGACAAUGGCUCCAAGCACACAUUAACAAAACCCACAAAUUAAUGGGUAUCUGACCACAAGAAUCAACAUUUUGCCAUGGCCAUAAGUCUCUUGACUUAGUUGAACCCCAUUAAAAACCUGUGGUUUGAAUUGUAGAGGGCAGUCCAUAAGCGCAGACAAAGGAUUAAGGAUCUGGGAAGAUUAUAUAUGGAGGAAUGGUCCAAGAUCCCUCCCAAUGUAAUCCCCAAUUUCAUAAAACAUUUUAGAAAAAGGCUCAGUGCCAUUAUCCUCAAGGUGAGGUAUUGAAAACGGGGAAACAAUUUACGUAUGUGAUUCGUAUACAAAUGUAAGCAAGGUUUGAAAUGAUGUUUUAGUCAAAUAUUAUAUCAGUUUGGGCUUCUUGCGGUCAAUUUGUAUUCUACAAAUUAUUUGUAAUUAUUUUCCGGCCCCCUGACUAUCCGCUCAAUAAAAUAUAUUGUUGUAAUCGUCACUAGCUACCACAGCCACAAUGUUAUAAACCCCACCUAUUUCUACAAUUUCUCUUAAAUCUGACACGGGCCUCCCUGCUAACCUUAUGCCUAAGCCUAGCAAAAAUAUAAAUGCAACAUGCAACAAUUUCAAAGAUUUUACUGAUUUUACAGUUCAUUGAAGGAAAUCAGUCAAUUGAAAUAAAUAAAUUAGGCCCUAAUCUAUGGAUUUCAGGAGGGCAUAGGAGCCAGGCCCAGCCAAUUAGAAUACGUUUUGCCCCACAAAAGAGCUUUAUUACAGAAAUAAAUACUCAUCAGUUUCAUCAGCUGUCCGGGUGGCUGGUCUCAGACAGUCCCGCACGUGAAGAAGCCAAAUGUGGACAUCCUGGACUGGCGUGGUUACAAGUGGUCUGCGGUUGUGAGGCCGGUUGGACUUACUGCCAAAUUCUCAAACUGUUGGAGGCGGCUUAUGAUAGAAACAUGAACAUUCAAAAUUCUCUGGCAACAUCUCUGGUGGACGUUCCAGCAGUCAGCAUGCCAAUUGCACGCUCCCUCAACUUUAAACAUCUGUGGCAUUGUGUUGUGACAACUGCACAUUUUUAGUGCCUUUUAUUGUCCCAGCACAAGGUACACCUGUGUAAUGAUCAUGCUGUUUAAUCAGCUUAUUGAUAUGUCACACCUGUCAGGUGGAUGGAUUAUCUUGGCAAAUGGGAAAUGCACACUAACAGGGAUGGAAACAAAUUUGUGCACAACAUUUGAGAAAUAAGCUUUUUGUGCAUAUGGAACAUUUCUGGGACCAGCACUUUACAUGUUGCGUUUAUAUUUUUGUUCAGUAUAUUGUUUCCGAUCCUGACAUACAGAAGCCCCAGCCAGAAGGGAGCCCUGUGCAAUGCAUGUUUUACGUCACACAGUUUAUAGGCCUACUGUACGUCUUGCUUUCCCAAGAUGUCUCUCCUGUUUUUAAGGAUGAUUCUGCCAAAACCAAUUCCCCCUUGGGGAUAAUGAUACUUUCUACUGCUACCACUAUCCUUUAUUACAAACACUGGUUCAAAUGACUCUGGUUGGCACAGAGUACUGGCAACCACAUAGUUAUGGGUUUGGUUCCCACGUGGGAUCACAAACGCUGAAUACGAGUGUCAACUGCCAGUGAUCCCAUCCUGCAGAGAAGAACAAGCUGUCGUACUGCACACCUUGUAUAUUAUUAUGUGUAUAUGUUAUGUAUAAUAAUAUGCCUUUUAUCAUUAUUCUCUCAGAACUUAGUAAUAGACCCUAAGAAUGAGAUGUCCUACACCAUGUGGAAGGACAUCCCUGUCCCCUUCUUCAUGUCUGUUUACUUCUUCAACGUCCUCAACCCCACCGAAUUCCUGGCGGGAGAGAAACCCAUGGUGGAGCAGAGAGGACCCUAUGUAUACAGGUAGGCUUUCACACCUGACCUUUAACCCGUGACCUAUAUAACCUCUAACCCAGGGUUUCUUAAACUAUGGGUCGAGACCCAAAGUGGGCCCUGGGCGUGUGAGGCAGGCCACGAGAUAUGAGAAUAUAUCUAUAUUCACACAAUUUCGACUUAAUUUGGCUUGUUGAAGGAUGAUUUGGGUCACGGGAGGACGGUCAAUUUCUCAUUUCGGUCUCGAAUUGAAAAAGUUAAAAAAAGCUCUAACCCUUUUCUUAAAUGAAAUGUUUUGACAUUUUAGUAAUUUGGCAUACACUCUUAUCUAGAGCGACUUACAAUAAGUGCAAUUCUCUUAAACUGGCUAGGUGAGACGACACAUCACAGUCGUAUGAAGUACAUUUUCCCUCAGCAAAGUAUUUAUCAGCAAAGUCGGUGCUAGUAGGAAAAGAUAAGUGCCUUUUUUUUAAACCGAUGACCUAUGGUGGAGAGGACCCUUUCUACACUCCUAACCUAAUUGCUUAUCAUUAGGCCUACCUCUAACCCAUAGUAGAUUAGAAAGCACCCCAAGUGCACCUUAUCGGGCGAAAGGUAAUGGCGUGGGUUUUGAGAGCUGAGGUGCAGCCUAUCCAGCCAUGACGCACCGUGCCCAUGGAACGAGAGAUGUGCCAGUGAAUUUCGUAUUUAGAAAUAUUUAAAAAACGCUCCUCCAAACUAUUCCGUCCUCCUAUAAUGCCAUAUCAACGGCAGAUUUUUUAUUUUUUAAACUGCCUCGCACAUGGGCAACGAUACAAUUGACAGUAGCCUAGUAUUUUGUAUAGACGUGUGAAUGUUACGCGUAAAGACAUUUAGCCCUACGUGUGUACACAGUGCCAUGGAAUGAGAGAAGUGAUUUAUGAUAUCAUGCUUCUGACCCCAUCCUAUUUGGAAAUAUUGUUGUUUUUAAGUAACUUUGCUUGUUUUCUGUUUUUAUAUGAUGUAAAAACCAAGCCCUCCAUAGGCUACCCUUACCCUAGGCUACAAUAAUGAAGGCUGAUUCAACAGCAGUGUGUCGUAUCUUCUUCUUUUUCUCAAAAUUGUAUUUGUAUUUUAUUUUUACCCCCUUUUCUCCCCAGUUUUGAUCUUGUCUCAUCGCUGCAACUCCCCAACGGGCUCUGGAGGCGACAGUCGAGUAAUGCGUCCUCCAAAACAAAUCCCGCCAAACCGCGCUGCUUAACACCCGCCUGCUUAACCCGGAAGCCAGCCGUACCAAUGUGUUGGAGGAAACACCGUUCUAGUGACGACCGAGGUCAGCCUGCAGGCGCCCGGCCCGCCACAAGGAGUUGCUAGAGCGCGAUGAGCCAAGUAAAGCCCCCCGGCCAAACCCUCCCCUAACCCGGACUACGCUGGGCCAAUUGUGCGCUGCACUAUGGGAGUGCCUUAGACCACUGCGCCACUCGGGAGGCACGUGUCGUUUCUUUUUAAUCCUGGCUUUGCAAAGUAGCCUAUCCAUAAAAUAUGUUUACGGUCUAUUCAUCAGAGUGCCUUGAAUUAAAUAUAUAUGGCACAUCCUAAAACAUAUACACACACACGCCUACCUGCAUACUUAAUUUCGCUUGUUCAAGUAUCCAUCCCCAUCUCCAAAGAGCGCUUCUCAUCUAGUUACCAAAGACUCGCUCCUCCAAACGUAUUUAAAUGAUUCUGUCCUAUAAUAGAGUAUCAAUGGUAGGCCUAGGCAUCUUUUGCUUAUUGAGAAUGUGCCUCACACAUACAAUACAAUUUACGGGAAACUAGUAUUUAUUAAAAUUUUAAGAGAAGUGCGAUGCAUGAAGACGUCUCGGCUCGUUGAAGCCAAUUACAACAAUGUUGUCUGCCAACACUCUAAACAUAGCAAGUGUUUCCGCAAUAGUCUAUUACUCGUUACUGUAGCCUAUGCUAUUUAAUAAACUUUGUAGUAUCAAUCCACAAUGGAACAGGAUGAGGAAAAGACCAUCAACAGAACUUGGGGGGGGGGGGGGGUGCUGCAUACUAACCAAAAACAGGGGAAAUCACACAGGCACAGGGAGAUGAUCAAGUAAGGAAGUAGCUAUACUGCACCAACCCGUUCUAACAAAUUAUUGUGAAAUUGACAUAACUUAUGCGAAAUUCGUGUCCACCACACGAUUUUGUAAACCUGCAUGUCAAUCACAGAUAAAGACAGUAGGUUACUUAAGACAGAAACGAUAUGAACCAAGCACAAUUGUAUUGAUUUUAUUUCCGUUUCUCUCGGACACUGCUCUUGAUGGGAUCACUGCUCUUUAUUAAGCUUUAUGUAUAUGUUUGUAUACGUUUCUCUCGUAACCCCAUUUUCAAAUCAGGUGACCCCUAGUUUGGGAAACACUGCCCUAACCCUAAACUAGCAUGUUGCCUAACCUUAACCCUUAGCUAGCAUGUAACAAUUUAACACCCCAAAACUGAACCUUAACCCCUAGCCUAGCUAAAUGUAACUGAAAAUUGGUUGACACAAUUUACUUUAGAAAAUCGUGUGGUAGUUUCUUUUUCACGAUAUUCUAUGUUGGUGUGUUGACUGCACUGCUGUACGUUUGGAGAAGGGUGCAAUUGCGGCCUGCAGUUUGGGGCUUUCCUGCAUGUGGGCAAUCCUGCAUCUGCAGGAACACCUCUUUAUACGUCUAUUGGUCCAUUUUUAAGCUAGGACCCCGGUACACAUGUGGGAGGCGGGGGCCCUCCAGUACAGUAGGUGGCGGUAAUACACCAUAACGUUUGAUACAACCGCUGAUAAACCCCACAGAAGAAGAGGCAGGGGCGACAACGCCAGUAGCUAGCUAGCUAGGAGAACGGUCGAUGGUGUCCUUCGCCCCCGCCUGAUUUGCAGGUUGUAGUUCAAUAGUUCACAGGCAACCGUGCGAAUGUUCUAGGUCAAUGAGGCCAUUUCAUACCUCUGUCACUGAGUUUCAGGUUAAUGGCUGUAGUUUAGUGCCAGCUGUGAGACCCAGAGCCCCGUGGGGCUAAAUGCUCAGCAACCCAACAGGAGCUCCAACGAACAGUAUUCUUCUCAUCCUUUCACCCUAGGAGUGAGGGAUGAGGAGGGCAUUUCUCCAUCAUUCACCUGGGGGGGUAGAGACUCAAACCCUAUUCGAGGGGCUCCUCUCUCCUCCCUCUCGCUUUCUCUCUCACUGUCUCUUAGCCUCUGUCACCCCUGGGUCGUUCCAUGUCAUUUCAGCAAGCCAUGACACCCACCAUCUUAGGUUGUUCUGAAAUUGUUUCUGGAGUUAGAAACAGAUAAGAUUAGCGUUCUUGAAAUGUUUUUUUGUCAAAAUAUCAUUUGAUCUCUGGGACAUUAAGCCAAAUUGGUCAUUUUAAUUUAAAGGAUUCAUAUAAUAUUCCAUAAAUAUAGUACCUAACAUCCAAUUUGGACAGAGUAUUGUUUCUUCGUCUUAUGUAAUGUUCUCAGUGAAUUUGGUGAUAUUUAGUUUCCCGUUCAGAGAAAUUAGUAUUUGAAGUUAGGUUUGUCACGUCCUACAUCCUGCUUAUUACCAGGUUUUGACCAUUUCAACAAAAUGUUGCAGGAAUACUAAUUUUAUCUGUUUUCUAACAUAAACGAUUUCAGAACAAUCAGAUGGUGGGUGUCAAUCUUCUUUCUUGAUCUUUUUGAGGUGGAAUGACUAUUGGAUAAUCUGUACCCCUUUCCGUAUGGAUCUUGCCUCUUUCACCCUAUAACGUAUCCAGUUUCUCUGUUCUAGGACUACACAAUUGAAUUUGCAUCUGUGCAAUAUUCAUAUCACAAGCAGCACAGUUCCUCCUCCUCGCUGUUAGAUUCACUAUGUUUGCAUGCUGUUCUGUUAGGUCAAAUGCAGUCAACCAAUUGUUCCAAACAAGAACGAUGCUGCGUUCCACUUUGCUUCUUAAUAGAAGUCAUUCUAUUUCUAUGAUUAAAACAAUUCACCCAAAUGUUUGGAUUUAUAUCGCACCAAAAAAUGUAUAUUGCAAUAUUUGGUUAAAAAAAAAAUCUAUUACCUUUUUUUCCCCAUAUCGUGCAGCCCUAUCUUCCUUCUCGCUCGACCUUUCCUCCCUUUCUCUUUAUCAUUGAACAACUUAUGUCUUCUUAGAAUUUCUACCCUGUUUUCAUCUCAGUAAGCUAAUAGGAACCAGUGUCAGUGGAAUGUCCUUCAUUGUUAAUAAGAGGACCUAAAAACUGAGAUGCUCUACCCCUGCAAGUGAACUCUCUAUCCCCUUUCUCUGUUUCCUCUGCUUCUCUUUUCCCUAUCAGCUAUUCAUUCAGAUCUCCAGUCAUCUUAACUAUUAGUAGUCUAUAAACCCUUUAUAAUGUUGUAAAGUGUCUAUCCAUUUACAUAUACUGUCAGUUGGAGGUUGACCUGGGUUUUGUGGUUGUGUGUUUCAGGAAGCGUAUUCAGAAGCAGAACAUCACGUUUCAUCCCAACGAUACAGUGUCAUAUCUUGAAUACAGGAGCUACUUCUUUGAGCCCAGCAUGUCAGUGGGCAAUGAGUCAGAUGUGGUCACCAUCCCCAACAUGCUGGUGUUGGUAAGACUGCACUGCUGAGUAUAUAUAUACACACACACACUUUUAAUACGAACUGGACUCCCAUCUCUUUGCCCCCCUCUCAUCUCUCCCCCACUUCAUCCCGUUUCUCCCCCCUCUUUUCCCUCUCUCCCCUCUGUCUCCCAGGGUGCGGCGGUGAUGAUGGAGAACAUGCCACUCGGAGUGCGUCUGUUGAUCAGCACCACCUUUAAAGGUUUUAAGGAGGGACCAUUCCUCACCAAGUCUGUAGGAGAGCUGAUGUGGGGCUACGACAGCAAGCUGGUGGACUUCCUCAAUAAAUGGUUCCCUGGCAUGCUGCCCUCCACCGGAAAGUUUGGCCUCUUCUCUGAGGUGAGUGAGCGGGUGGAGGAGAUGAGAGCACAAUGACCGGAAGUCUAUAGGUACAGUAGCAAAUGCUAGCGUACCUUUAGACUUCCAGUCAUUGCACUAACGCUAGUUAGCAUUGGCUCGCAAAAUUACCUCGUUCUUCCUUCACACUGCACGCAGAUACAUUCAAACGGUAUUCACUAGUUCAUCUGACUCUGAGUAUGUAGAAAAACAAUUGCCAGGAUCUCACAGUAUCCCUUUAAUGCUUGAUCUAAUUGAAUUGAGGCCUCAGUCAGGCUUUGAAAUUAUGUAGUGCAUGGGCAGUUUCCUCUUAUGUAAUUCACUGACAGACCUUAAAGAUGCUGUAUCUCCCGAGUGGCGCAGUGGUCUAAGGCACUGCAUCGCAGUGCUAGCUGUGCCACUAGAGAUCCUGGUUCGAAUCCAGGCUCUGUCGUAGCCGGCCGCGACCGGGAGACCCAUGGGGCGGCGCACAAUUGGUACAGGGUAGGGUAGGGGAGGGAAUGGCUGGCAGGGAUGUAGCUCAGUUGGUAGAGCAUGGCGUUUGCAACGCCAGGGUUGUGGGUUUGAUUCCCACGGGGGCCAGUAUGAUUUUUUUAAUUUUUAUAAAGAAUAAUGUAUGCACUAACUGUGUAAGUCGCUCUGGAUAAGAGCGUCUGCUAAAUGACUUAAAUGUAAAGAACUAUUUAUAACCUGUCAGAAAUGUCCAGUUGAUCAACUAUGUUAGGUAGGUAAAUUAGGCUAACCAGCUAUCUAUCUAAAUCAUGUAGUUAUCCUGGCCAGAAUAUGUGCCCAGUGGCCUCAUCCCCCAGGGGGCCCAAAUAUUUGAUUUUGAGUCUGUUAUCAUAUUGUUAUAUGGAGAGUAGUUAAGUGUUGGCACAUAGAUGGACACUACAUGACCACUUCCACACUCCAUCCCCAGAGGACAUUUUGAACAGUUUGGGGUCGCAUGGGUAGUGAGCAAUAACUGUAUAUAUGAAUGGACAAAGCCAUCGAUCACGUGACACCUUUCAUUCCUAUGUGAAGACUUAACACCGCAUUGACGCCAAAUAAAGUCGGUUAAGAUGCCAUCUCAUGGAGACAUAACAUGCGCAGUUUGAGGUAGUAUAGAAGUACCCCUUAUCUACAUCCUGUUUUUAAGUUGGCUGUCUGGUUUUAGUGACUGGUUAAACGUCAAUCUGUGUCUGUUUCUCCCAUCAGUUCAACAACACCAACACUGGUCUGUUCACCAUCCACACUGGGAAGGAUGACAUCCGGCUGAUUCACAAAGUGGACUCAUGGAACGGCCUGACCAAGGUGAGAGGUCUGGAGUUCAGGGAUCACACAGCCAUGACCUUUCACCUUUAUGGUUGGGCUGAGAGCGGCGGUUAGAAGAAGCAGAGAUGAGGAAAACCGAUCUGGGUCUCUUGUAAAAGGACUUCAUGAAAAACAAUGGCAACUGUUACUGAGUGGACUUUUUUCACUUGGUCCACCCACCCCCUCAAUGGUCCUGCUGCUCCCCCUAUGGUCAUUCCCCCCCACCACCUCUGGUCCUGCUGCUCCCCCUAUGGUCAUUCCCCCCCACCACCUCUGGUCCUGCUGCUCCCCCUAUGGUCAUCCCCCCCCCCACCCCCUCAAUGGUCCUGCUGCUCCCCCUAUGGUCAUUCCCCCCCACCACCUCUGGUCCUGCUGCUCCCCCUAUGGUCAUUCCCCCCCACCACCUCUGGUCCUGCUGCUCCCCCUAUGGUCAUUCCCCCCCACCACCUCUGGUCCUGCUGCUCCCCCCUAUGGUCAUUCCCCCCCACCACCUCUGGUCCUGCUGCUCCCCCCUAUGGUCAUUCCCCCCCACCCCCUCAAUGGUCCUGCUGCUCCCCCCUAUGGUCAUUCCCCCCCCACCCCCUCUGGUCCUGCUGCUCCCCCUAUGGUCAUUCCCCCCACACCCCCUCAACAGGCUUUACUCUGCCUCAUCCCCAAUGGACAUUAUUUAUUCAUCGCUGUCACAGUGGUUAUGUAUAUACUGCUAUUUCUAUUGUUUUUAUGACUAUUUUUAUUAUUUUAUUUCACUUAGUCCUGCAUGUUGGAGCUCAAAGCCUAAGAUUUUCACUGUACCCUGCAAUCACACCUGCAACGUGACUAUUCAACUCUGAAUCUGACUCUCGGCUAAAUAAAUGAAUAUAAAAAUCUAAAGUUUGACUUUAGUCAAAUCCUGAAUGAACUAUUUUUUUUAAAAAUUAUUUCAUGCUCUAUAAAGAGAGCUCAAUGUAUAAUGGAUGGUAACCCUCUGUCUUUCUGUCUCUAGUUGACCAAUUGGAAGACUCCCCAGUGUAACAUGAUCAACGGCACAGCAGGACAAAUGUGGCCUCCUUUCAUGACCAAAGAGUCCACACUGCCCUUCUACAGUCCUGACGCCUGCAGGUACAGACUCUCACUCACUCACACGCGCUCUCACACACACGCGCUCUCUCUCUCUCUCGGUUCUUUCUCUCGGUUCUUUCUCUCUAUAGGUCUUUGGAGCUGGUGUACCAGCGUGAGGGGAUAAUGAAGGGGAUUCCCCUCUAUCGCUACGUGGCUCCUAAGACUAUGUUCGCUAACGGCUCAGACUACGCUCCCAAUGAGGGCUUCUGUCCCUGCAGACAGUCUGGCCUCCUCAACGUCAGCAGCUGCAGAUCCAGUGAGUGCAGACACAGAUACAUAUACAAUCCCCACAUAUUUAUUUGGACAGUGAAGCUAAAACUUGUAGUUUGGCUCUAUACUCCAGCAUUUUGGAUUUGAGAUCAAAUGUUUCUUAUCAGGCGACGGUACAGAAUGUCACCUAUUAUUUGAGGGUAUUUUCAUACAUAUAUUUUACCGUUUAGAAAUGAAAUCACUAUAUCUAGUCCUGCCAUUUGAGGAAGUCAUAAGUAUUUGGACAAAUUCUCUGAAAGUGUAUUAAAGUAGUCUAAUGCUUAGUAUUUGGUCCCAUAUUCCUAGCAAGCAAUGACUAUAUCAGGCUUGUUACUCUACAAACUCGUUGGAUGCAUUUGCAGUUUGUUUUGGGUUAUGUUUUGCCCAAUUGGAACUGAAUGAUGACUGGAAUAAUUAUUUGAGUAGAUAAGCUGUUUCUGAGGUCACAUUUCAGGGUUGAUUUCCAUAUACCCUUUUAGUCAUGACCCACAUACCUUGUCUGGUAAACAGACUGGUGGGGGAGGUAUGACACACACACACACACACACACACACACACACAGAGGAGCCAUGCUGCAGUAGUAGUAAUAAUAAUAAUAAUAAUAAUAAUAAUAAUAAUAGUAAUAAUAAUAAUAUGCCAUUUAGCAGACGCUUUUAUCCAAAGCGACUUAGUCAUGUGUGCAUAAAUUUUUUUACGUAGGGGUGGUCCCGGGGAUCGAACCCACUACCCUGGCGUUACAAGCGCCAUGCUCUACCACUUGAGCUACAGAGGACCACAAACACAUUGAGAAACACUUAGGCAUGAGACAACGCCUCAUGAUUCAUGACACUUAUGUUGCCAAUAGCACCCCAUAGAACAUGACAUCUCAAGAUAACAUGAGCACUUGGUGCUGAAUUGUAGCUUGAGAAAUGCCCACACACUAUAGAAAUGUUUUAUAUAAUCAUGCAUCAAUGUCAAGGGGAGAUUUAAACCAGGGAUGGGCAACUUUGAUGGGUGGGGGCCACAAAAAAUCUGAACUCAUCACGAUGGGCCACAGUGGCUCUGGGGUCUGUGUACCCACAUCCAUACCCACACAUGCAGUCAGAGCCGGCCCUAGGCUUUUGGGGGCCCUAAGUGAAAUUAUGUUGGCCCCCUUGAGAGCAAAACAUUUUUACAGCGGAGAGAACAUUUACAUUUUAGAGUUAAUUUACUGUAAUUCUACAGAUUUUGCAAUUGGGUGUGAAGAAAAUAUUGCAGUUUGCGGCAACAUUGUGCCAUGGGCGGAAAGAAGAUUUAGCAAUUGGUUACAUCCCCCAGCAAUAAAACCCUAACAAAGGGGAACUAACAGAGUCAUUGACAACCACCAAAACGAAACAGGUGAUUUUAGGAGGGGUUCUGAAAGGUGUCCACUGAAUGUUGACUAGCAACAACAACUGGGACCUAAAAGACACCCACCAUGAGCGGCCACUCAAUUUCCCCAAGAAGAGGCAAACAAAAGUAAAACCCACACCGAACUUAAAGACAGGAAGCAAACCAAAAAGUGGAGCAAAAUGAAAACCGGGAAGAUCAGAUAAAGGAUUGUGUUCUUUUAGAAAUCAAAUGGGGGGGCAACUAAGAUGUUAACCCUCCUCAUCUCUCAAGACACCUGGAGUACUGGGCCAGCCACUCUUAAAUAUCACCUGGGCCAGCACAGAUGAAACACCUUCCCACUAACGAGAUGACAAACCAGCACAGGUGUAACACAUACUGACUAAUGAGGUGACACCAAUCGGUGCGCUAACGUCCAACCUCGAAAUAUAAAUGGAAAAAACCAAAGCCUGUAACAAAUUUGAUGCAAUGCUACACAUUUUGCCAUAGGGUGGAGAGAAAUGUUUGCAGUUUUCAAUAUGAUAUCUGAGUGAGAGUGAUUUUAAAAAAUCAAGUGGGGCCUGACUGUCUAAUUCGACUAUGAUUACUACAAGUUUAGAUAGUCGAGCCGGCUAACUUACACUUUAUUUUUUUUGAUUAUUUUUUUUUGCUGAAAUGGGCUUAAUUGAGUGACUGACAUGACAAGAGAAACUGCUGAUGCACAACCAAAUUUCAAAAUGGCGCUUUGUGUAUUCUACUAUUUUAACUCAGAAUUGAUCCGCGUGCCUAAAAAAGGUGGGCUGCCAGUUGCCCAUCCCUGAUUUUAAACAAAGUUCAAAGUUAGGAUUCAACCUCUUGUCUCACAAAUACUUGUUACAAAGGAAAUGUAUGAUAAUGUUGAUGAUAAUAGUGGUGAUGAUGAUGAUACAAGUAAAGGUAAUGUUGCGUUAAUAUUGUGUUCUAGACUCGCCAGUGUUCAUUUCCCACCCCCACUUCUACAAUGCUGACCCUGUGCUGCUGGACUACGUACAGGGACUUCAGCCUACUGAGGACGAACACGGACUAUUCAUAGACAUCCACCCUGUGAGUCUCUCUCACACACACACACACACACGCUAUCCUGAAGUGGAACAGCUGUAUUAAGAGGACAUCCCAUUUUGUUCUAAUAGAUUCAUCUCUUAGAUCAGAUUAGUGGACGGAAAUGCGCACAACAAACAAACAAACAAAAGCCUUUAUGAUCUGUUAGCCUGUCAGAAACCCACUGGUCUUUGACCCUAUCAUCCAGAGAUAAGACUGCUCCAAUGUGGCUCUCCAGGUUCGGAGUCAAUCAAUUAACCCCUGAUCUACACCCUGAUGGGUUUUAUUUAGAUGACAAAUGUCACACCUCUGUCAGAUUCAGUUGAGUUCCAGUUAGAUUUGCUGUAACAGUUUUUAGACUCACCGGUCUGUCUCGGGUGCAUAAGUGUUUCAAGACCGUGGUGGUGGUCUUUGCCACAGUCACCAUUUGGUGUCAAAAAGGUCGAAUUAAAUGUCAUUGACUUGAUUGACAAUGCUCCAUAUACCUGACAGGCAGGGUGCCACAUCGUCUGACAGCCUGAAGCAUCUGUGCCAAGUUUUCCCCUAUUAUAGACACGUGUGUGUGUGUGUGUGCUUUAAAUUUUUUGCGAGUUGGGCCCAUUCACAUUAAUGUUAUAAACGUAUAACUCAGAGGCAGUAAAAGUGAGGCCAUUUCUCCUUAUCUAAAUUGAUUGUGUAAACACAUCUGAUCUCAUGGCUGUAGCGAAUGUACACUGUAAAGCCUGUCCUUGAGGCAAUCACCUGACAAUAGAUAGAGAAGGCCAUAGCAAUUUCUUAGAAUUAUCCUCUAAUUUUAGGUAAGCUAAUAUUUCUUGUCCCCUGGCUGAGGGGAAAAUGUUGUCUUGGACAUUCAUUCUCGUAUUUCAACAAUUUGUGUUCCAUGGGGACUCCUAUGAGUUCAGAGGCAGGACUCAUUCGUAGAAAAACGUUAAUAUCCACUCUGAAUGUUUGUUGCAAACAUUGUGAUCUUCGUCAGCUGUAAUCACAGAAAGCUUGACGAAAAGACACUUGUGGGAGCAGCCAACGAGAGUAGAUAUCAUCCCUUUUCUUUUUCCUUUUUUUUUUUUACAGUUCUUUUUUUGUCCCUAACUCCUGUGCCAACUUGGAUAUAGUGUACAGGCUGUACUAUACUCUUUUCAUAGUACAUUUUUACAUUUGUCAUUUAGCAGACGCUCUUAUCCAGAGGGACUUACAGGCACAAAUAGGGUUAAGUGCCUUGCUCAAGAGCACAUCGACAGAAUCUUACCCUGGUUUUCUCGGGAUGCCUUGCUGUAGAACGGUGACCAUAACAAGAUGAGUUGGUCUGUCGGACCAUAGGGGUGAAAACCAUUAAUGACCAGGGUUGCUGGGGUCCUUAAUUAUAAAGAGGGCUUUUCUGUGGCAGCGGUUAGUGUAAAUGUCCUCUAUAGAUGGCAGCUCUGUCCGUACGUUUUUUUGGUGUCGUCUUCACAAUCCUCGAAGGCCUGGUGGUCAUGUACGUGGUUUAGGUUGCCUGCCAUAUGGUAAUUCACCCAGUCAAUGGGAACUUUUAUAGUUUCAUCAAGUCUCUGAAUGUUAAAUUCUCUCGAACAGACAUUAGCAGCUAAAGAUCAAAAUGUGUGUUAAUAGUAAACUGUCUGGCACAAGACCUUUUUAGCGAUAAGCUAAUUGGAGUUGCAGCAUUACUGUACUAGGAAAUCGGUAUGAUGAUGGUGUUAUGAUACCACUAAACCAGAUUGCUGUUAUAUAUAGAUAAGCCCAGAUGUGAGGGUAAGGCUGUGAUUGGUGCUUUUGGUGAGCCUGUACUGUUGCUGGCCAAUACACUGGAACUAUAAUUAUUGGCACUGUGUCGUAAUAUGACUGAAGGUGAUAAGAUGCACAUAUAUCCGUACAAUACAUGUGAGCUGCUAGUAUUUGCACCAUUUUUAUUUGCCCCAAUAAAGUUGGGUUUAUUAUUGCUGACUAAGCAAGAAUCGCACACUUGUUUUAGUUAACUCUCUGCUAUCACGGCAAUUAUAAAAGCAUUGCAGACACACAAAGACUGCUAUAAGCUUUGUCCGGUAAUUGAAUACGUGACCGGUCUGUUGGUGUGUAGCAAUUAAGGGGGGAACAACCACAGCAGGGUUUGAACCAGUCACCUUUUUGGGUCCAGGGCUAAUGUGUUGGCGGUGUGCUACCAACUGUGCCAAUUAGGGCCAGAUCGCUUGGUAGUUUACUUCCAUACAAGGAGGCAUCGUUAUCGAAGUGAAGACGUUAUGUGGUUCAUAACUGCUGCUGUAACGAUUGGCAGUGGGAUCAGACGGGGACAGUUGAGCAAUGCAUACCUCCAGGAGGGUGAGGAUGGAGAGCGGAAGGCUCCCCAAUGUGUGAUUAACCAUCUGGGGUUGGAUCACAGCUUGAUGCCUGAUGGUCCCCAGGGUCCGAUCCACAGCCCUGGGCCACAACUCUCCUAGAACUGUGUGUGUAUGUCAAAUCAAAUGUUAUUUGUCAAAUGCUUCAUAAAUAACUGGUGUAGACUAAAAGUGAAAUGCUGACUUAUGGGCCCUUCCCAACAAUGCAGAGAUUUUAUUUUAGAAAUAAAGUAAUAAAUACACGAUUAACGAUAACUUGGGUAUAUACACGGGGUACCAGCACCAAGUCGAUGUACAGGGGUAUGAGGUAAUUGAGAUGUAGAUAUGUACAUAUACACUACAUUACCAAAAGUAUGUGGACACCUGCUUGUCGAACAUCUCAUUCCAAAAUUAUGGGGAUUAAUAUGGAGUUGGUCCACCCCUUUGCUGCUUUAACAGCCUCCACUCUUCUGGGAAGGCUUCCACUAGAUGUUGGAACAUUGCUGCGGGGACUUGAUUCUAUUCAGCCACGAGCAUUAGUGAGGUUGGACACUGAUGUUGGGUGAUUAGGCCUGGCUCGCAGUCAGCGUUCCAAUUCAUCCCAAAGGUGUUUGAUGGGGUUGAGAUCAGGGCUCUGUGCAGGCCAGUCAAGUUCUUCCACACCGAUCUCGACAAACCAUUUCUGUAUGGACCUCGCUUUGUGUACUGGGGCAAUGUCAUGCUGAAACAGGCAAGGGCCAGAUGAUUUUUACGCGCUUCAGCACUCUGCAGUCCUGUUCUGUGAGCUUGUGUGGCCUACCACUUCGGCUGAACUGUUGUUGCUCCUAGACAUUUCCACUUCACAAUAACAGCACUUACAGUGGACCGGGGCAGCUCUAGCAGGACAGAAACUGAGCUCUUCAGUAAGCCCAUUCUACUGCCAAUGUUUGUCUAUGGAGAUUGCAUGGCGGUGUGCUCGAUUUUUAUACACCUGUUAGCAACGGGUGUGGCUGAAAUAGCCGAAUCCACAUACUUUUGUAUGUAUGUAGUGUAGGUAGGGAUAAAGUGACUAGGCAACAGGAUAGAUAAUAAACAGUAACAGCAGUGUGUGACGAGUUAGUGCAAAAAGGGCCAAUGCAUAUAGUCCGGGUAGCUAUUGGUUAAGUAUUUAGCAGUCUUAUUUUUUUACAUUUUAGUCAUUUAGCAGACGCUCUUAUCCAGAGCGACUUACAGGAGCAAUUAGGGUUAAGUGCCUUGCUCAAGGGCACAUCGACAGAUUUUUCACCUAGUCGGCUCGGGGAUUAGAACCAGUGACCUUUCGGGUACUGGCACAACGCUCUUAACCACUAAGCUACCUGCCGCUCUUAUGGCUUGGGGGUAGAAGGUGGGUGGGUAGGGAACCGGUGUGUGUGUGUUAGUGACAGACCCUGACUGUAACUAAAAUCCAGUUUAGAUAACGACAGAUCAAUGACCUCCCUUCAGUCUGUUUUCAGUCAUUAUCUAUUGAUUUAUCUGUUAAUGUUCGCACAUGUAACAUCGCAUAUGAAUGUAACCUAGAGAUAUACUGAGGUGUUAGCUAAUGAACUCAGUCGAAUGUGAUUUAGCUGUCUGUGUUAUGGAUAUAGGCAGUAAAACUUUAACAUGACAAUGGUGGGGAAAUCGCUCUUAUUGACCAAAGUCCCAUGUUAUCCAGUUAUAUUAGGGCUGAGACUUGCCAGAGACCUCGCGAUAUGAUAUUGUCACGAUACUUAGUUGCUGAAAUAUAUGUAUUGGAAUUCUAUAUGUCAUUGCUAUUAGAAGUUUCAAACAUGUUGCUCACUAUGUCUGCUGCAGAGGUACAAGGAGAUUGAGAGAAUUAGUUUUGAUCAGUUGGCUCACUAUUUAACCCUGUGAGACCCAAACAGAUUCAAAUGAGGGGGGGGGGGAAACAUUUAUUACAAUUCAGAAAUACUUGUAAUAAGCUUCUGAUUAUAAAAAUAAUCACUGUGAAUUUCAAGUUUGUUUAACAAUUUGCUGGAAUCGUUUCAAAAAUGUAACAUUGGAAUUCAAUGGUAGAAAACAUUUGGUUAAAAACUGUGUGAAAUUAUAUUAAAAUGGAUCAAAAGCAUUUACAUGCGAUGGUAAAUAUUGUGUAAUGGAAUAUACAAUGACCAAUCCAAAUGUUAGAAUCAAAAAUACUAUCAAUUUUUUUUUAAAUAAACGUGUUUUUUUUCGUUUUCUAGGUAUGGAGAACAGCUAAUUUACUUUAGUAAUAUUUGGUUGACCUUUCUGACUUAAUUUGGAGAGCACCUUCUCUUACUGCUUUACCAUUAAAAUGAAUGGUCUCAUAAACCACAAUUAUUUCAAAUGAUGUGUAGAGGGUGCAUGAAAGCUACUCUUGAAAUAUUUGGUUGUCCAUAUUUGCAGAAUUUGGAAGGGAAACGAUCUCUAACUUUGCUAUCAAUAUAUUAAUGUGACCAAUGUCUGUUUGGCAACCCUUUAAGCCCAAUGGAGCAUUUUUGCAACACUUACAAAACUGGCUCGGAAUGUUUUGUUUCUGUAAUUAUUUGUAUUUUUUAAGAGAAGACAAGAAAGCAUAUUUCAAGUCAUGUAUUUGCAUGUAUGACUUCCUACACAAGCUUGUGUAGGUGACCAGUGUGGUGUCAGAUGAGUGGACAAUUUUCCAAUGUUUCAGAGGCUACCGAUGCCACUAAUCAUACUGACACACAAUUUGAUUUGACUUAUUUGUUGUAUUUGUCACAUGCGCCAAAUACAACACGUGUACACCUUACAGUGAAAAUGCUUACUUACAACCCCUUAACACUUAUUUUUCUUAAAACUGCAUUGUUGGUUAAAUAAAAAUUAACUACUAAUUUAAGAGCAGCAGUAAAAUAACAGUAACGAGGCUAUAUACAGGGGGUACAGGUACAGAGUCAAUGUUCGGGGCCACAGGUUAGUCGAGGUAAUUGAGGUAAUAUGUACAUGGAGGUAGAGUUAAAGUGACUAUACAUAGAUAAUAAACAGAGUAGUAGCAACAUAAACUACUAAGAGAUAUGUAGGCCUAAUGAGAUGCACUAUGUAAUGUUAGAUAUGUUUUUUGUUGUUGUUUAGGACCUGUACAGGGUGCAAUUUAGGAAAUGUAUUUUUGCUAAGUUGCAUCUCACAGGGUUAAAAAAGAUGGAGAACAAGCAAUAGGAUGAAAAAUACUGGAGUUUUGGUACAGCUGACUUGCCCUAGAUAAUGCUACCUACAGUAGAAAACAUAAUUGAGUUAUCGAUAUAUCGUCCAAAAAUAAUAUUGUGACGUAAUUAUUGAUUUGGAAUUAUAAUUUUUUCCAUCACUGUCAUGUGAUGCGACAUAGGCAGGUAUUGAUGUUUCAGAUGGGGUGAAAGAUGACUCAUGACUUAAGUUGUGAAAGUAGGCCGAGGGUAGGUGUCUGCUUGGACAACGAAAGCCUUGUUCACAAUCACACUGCAGGCCUUUUUGCUGAAAUGCGUUUUGGAAUACUGACUGUGCAAACAGCAAGUUACAAGUGACCAAAUCGGAUUUAUGUGUGUUCAAACUGCAGUCAUUUGCUGACAUGGCUAUUUGCAAAUGUAUUACAAAUUAAAAAAUGAAAUAUCACAUUUACAUAAGUAUUCAGACCCUUUACUCAGUACUUUGAUGCAACUUUGGCAGUGACUACAGCCUCAAGUCUUCUUGGGUAUGAAGCUACAAGCUUGGCACACCUGUAUUUGGGGAGUUUCUCCCAUUCUUCUCUGUAGAUCCUCUCAAGUUCUGUCAGGUUGGAUGGGGAGCGUCCGGGCUCUGGCUGGGCCACUCAAGGACAUUCAGAGACUUGUCCCUGAAGCCACUCCUGCGUUGUCUUGGCUGUGUGCUUAGGGUCGUUGUCCUGUUGGAAGGUGAACCGUCACUCUGUCUGUACUUUGCUCCGAUCCUGACUAGUCUCCCAGUCCCUGCCGCUGAAAAACAUUCCCACAGCAUGAUGCUGCCACCACUACCAUGCUUCACUGUAGGGAUGGUGCCAGGUUUCCUCCAGACGUGAUGCUUGGCAUUCAGGCCAAAGAAUUCAAUCUAGGUUUCAUCAGACAAGAGAAUCUUGUCUGAUGAAAGUCUUUAGGUGCCUUUUGGCAAACUCCAAGCGGGCUGUCGUGCCAUUUUACUGAGGAGUGGCUUCCGUCUGGCCACUCCACCAUAAAGGCCUGAUUGGUGGAGUGCUGCAGAGAUGGUUGUCCUUCUGGAAGGUUCUCCCAUCUCCACAGAGGAACUCUGGAGCUCUGUCAGAGUGACCAUCGGGUUCUUGGUCACCUCCCUGACCAAGGCCCUUCUCCCCUGAUUGCUUAGUUUGGCCAGACUGCCAGCUCUAGGAAGAGUCUUGGUGGUUCCAAACUUCUUCCAUUUAAGAAUGAUAUGGCCACUGUGUUCUUGGGGACCUUCAAUGCUGCAGAUAUGUUUUGGUACCCUACCUCAGAUCUGUGCCUCGACACAAUCCUGUCUCGGAGCUCUACGUACAAUUCCUUCGACCUCAUGGCUUGGUUUUUGCUCUGACAUGCACUGUCAACUGUGGGACUUUUUUAUAUAGACAGGUGUGUGUGCCUUUCCAAAUCAUGUCCAAUCAAUUGAAUUUACCUCAGGUGGACUCAAUCAAGUUCUAGAAACAUCUCAAGGAUGCACCAGAGCUCAAUUUCAAGUCUCAUAGCAAAGGGUCUGAAUACUUAUUUAAAUAAGGUAUUUCCGUUUUUUAUUUUUAAUACAUUUGCUAAAGUAAAAUCUGUGUUUGCUUUGCCAUUAUGGGGUAUAUUGUGUAGAUUGUUUAGGAAGAAAGUAUUUAAUCCAUUUUAGAAUAAGGCUAUAACAAAAUGUGGAAAAAGUCAAGGGGUCUGAAUACUUUCCGAAGGCACUGUGUGCGCGCCCAUCUCAGUGAACUAAUCCAUUGCUGAGGCCUAGACUAAAAGCCAAUUUAUGCUUGAUUCGAAAAUGUGGUCGGAGGCUCCAUAUGGAGGGUGUGACGCAAUUGCGGAGCCUCCAGAGGCAUGCAGAGGCCAAAUUGAGCUCUGUACCGCAUCGCCAUGCGCCUCCCAAAUUUGGUAACAAUGCGGAGGGCUCUGUAUAGCUACGCAUUGAGAUGAUUGGUUGACGGUAGGUGGGGGCAUUACAUCCUGUAUAAACACAAACUCACUUCCUUGACAACAGCUCUGCACUGCGCCGCGAAGCGCAAGAAGUAUGAAUGCCCUAACUUCUGCAGAGGCCAUAUCACUGUAAAUGCUGCAUGGCCAAUGCAGACGUCAGAUUGACCAUGCGCCCAGAUGCACAAUGCACUUCUAUCCCCAGAAUAUGCUCUCUCCCGCCAAUUUGUGCACAUUCAUUGUGAAUUGUUUGAUUGUUAGUGUAUAUCAAUCCCCCAUUACAUACAUCACCAGUAGUACAUUUACUGUUAAUUCCUAUAAUUUCUAAUCUGCAAUGUUUGUUACUUUGGUUACGGUAAUUUACAGCUGUGUCUGUCCCAAGCUCACUGGCAGGGAAACUCUGAGGGCCCAGAAUAUUGUAAUACAAUGUUGCAAGUUCGCUAGCGCAAGCUUCGGGCGUUACCAAAGUUAAUAGUUGUUACAAUGUUUCAAGUUUGUUGCAGACAGGCCAUGUGUAGCCAAUGAUUUAUAGGAUAUUUAUUUUUAUCAGGAUAUUUUCUACCUGCAGACUGCCAUUUUUUUAUUUGUUGGCAUUAUGUAGGCUAUUUUUACAUAGUUGGCAAUAUAAGUUAUUUUUUAGGUUUAUCAUUUUCAUUUAGAUUUUGAUAAAAUGUUGAUUAACCACAUGACAUUGACUUUGAGGUAUGAAGACUAAGACUGUAUAUUAAUUAAAUGAAACUUUCACGAAAAAUUGCAUAUGAAAACCAUAACUGGCACGCAGAUCGGUAGAAAUGGUAAGAUAAAUUGGCAUUCCACAUGAGAAAGGUUGCUGACACCUCGUGUAGCCUAUUACCGGCAACUUCAGGAGAGUAAUGGCAGAAUCUGCAAAAGCCAGCAGGAGUGGGAGGAGAAUAGUUGGGUCAGGUUUUUUUUUCUUCUUCUUCUUCUGGUUAUCUAGAUCUCUGGCGCCCUCUUGAGGCAUCAAACCGCAAGCUCAAUGCAUAUAGUUGAUUUUAUUUUAUAUGGAAAAUUCCAAGAAUACCAAUAUUGUUUUUUUGUCGGGGACAGCCCUAAAAGCCUCAAAGGAUGAGAUGAUCCAACUUUCAAAACUAGUGCUUUUUGGCUAGUCACGAGUCGGCUGGCUAGCUAGGUAGCCGUUUAGCUUUCUAGCACAUUCAGUAAUUUGUUUGUAAACAAUUAAUACACUAGCUAGUUAGCUACCACUUGUUCUUGUCAAACUGUCAACAGAGUAUCUAGCAAGAAACAAGCUAUGCCAAAUAGCAGUCAAAAAACCACUUGAGGGCAAAUAAGUCAGAUAUGACCGUUCGUAAGUUGCAUGGCUAGGAAUCAAACCACCUACAAAGGUGAAAUAUCUGAUUCCAUGUGCUUUUUGGCUGUUCCCUACGAGAUUGCUGUGUUGGGACGCACUUGAAUCCCUUCAAAUGGUCUUCCCACCCAAACAAAUCAAUCACACCAGCUAGUGUUUCCAGCUAGGACCCAAUCUUCAGCUGCUAGUGUGAUCCAUUAGGAAGUUUCCCCCACUAAUGGAUUCACUUCCUUAGAAGCAUAUAAACAGCUUUGACUGACUGACUACUGAUCUAUUGCUCCUGUAUCUGUAAUGACAUAUUCUGGCUACAUAGGCAAAUCUAACACUUAUCACGUACUGUAGAUUAUGGGGAGAUAUUUCCAGUAUGAAGUGCAGCGCAAUGCAAACAGGACAGCAGGGCAAGGAGUGAAGUACAGUGGAGUGACCCGUAUGUGAAGCGGGUAUAUAUUUAACCCCUAAUGAGCGCGAACCCAUUAACUUCACCCAUAACACAUAUCUGAUAUGGAUUUACAAUGUGUGUGUGUGUGUGUGUGUGUGUGUGUGUGUGUGUGUGUGUGUGUGUGUAUAUAUACAUUGUAAACCACCAAAAGGACAUCCAUCCAACUUGACACAACUGUGUGAAGCAUUGGAGUCAACAUGGGCCAGCAUCCCUGUGGAAAGCUUUCGACACCUCGUAGAGUCCAUGCCCUGACGAAUUGAGGCUGUUCUGAGGGCAAAAGGGGGUGCAACUCGAUAUUAGGAAGGUGUUCCUAAUGUUUUGUGCACUCGGUGUGUGUAUAGAUAUCUCCCUCUCUCUCUGCAGGAGACUGGUGUGCCUCUGAAUGUGUCUAUCCGUCUGCAGCUCAACCUGUACAUGAAGAUGGUGUCAGGAAUCACGUAAGGAUAACCCCUAACCCUCAACCUCUCUGAUUUAUAACCCCUAUCUAUACCCCCAACCAAUCACUCUUCAUUUCAACAUGUCUGUCACAUGAGGACAUCCACUUAUCCCUGACCCUUGACCUUUAACCCCAAAGGCCAAAAAGCUGAAGGGUCCCAUUCAAUCUGGGCGUUUCCGUUGUUUAUUUAGGAUGUAUUUGUGUGUAUCUCCUGUGAGUGUCUGUCUGUCUGUCUGUCUGUUGCAGGGAAACGGGGAACAUCUCAGAGGUGGUGAUGCCCAUGAUCUGGUUUGAGGAGGUGAGUGAUGAUGGGUUCUCUUAUCCCCUAACAUGCUCUAUACCUCUAUACCCCACCAACACUCUCCUAAUCUAACCAACACACACUCUAUAUCUCUCACCCAUACCCCUUGAUCAGCGUUUCUUAAUCCUGGUCCUGGGGACUCAAAGGGGUGCGUGUUAUAUUUUUGCAAAAGCACUACAAACCUGAUUCCACUAAGCAACUCAUCAAACCUUUGAUUAGUGGAAUCAGGUGUGUAAAGCUAGGGCAAAAACAAAAAUGUUCACCCCUUUGGGUCCCCAGGACCAGGAUUAAGAAACACCGCCCUAGCGUAUAUAACCCUAACCCUUUUAACACCCUCAUAACUCUGUCCACUCAUCAGAUUUGUGUUGUCUGUCUGUCUCGCUCUCGUAGAGUGGUUAUAUCGACGGUGCCAUCCUGAAAACGUUCCACACUAACCUGGUGAUAUUGCCAAUGGUGAUGGUGUACAUGCAGUACUGUUUCAUAGGCCUUGGCCUGGCCACCAUACUGGGAGCUGUACUGCUACACUACAGAGAGAAGGUAACGUCUGUACAGCACAUGGACAACGCUCGCUGCCUGUGUGGAUGAGAACGUUGUGUGUGUGUGUGUGACAUUCUUUGCUUUGCAUGGCAUGCGUACUAAGUAAUGUGACUCUUGCACAGUCCUGAGCAGCCCUCUGUUAUCCACCAGAGAACAGAGACUCUUCCCACAGCCUCGGCUAACAAAUCAACACACUGGUGCUCCCCUUUCUAAACAGCAUCCAAUCUCCCUCUGAGUAUCAGUAGAUUGUGAUUUAUACUGUACAGUGGUGCCACUUGGACACACACACGGUCCCACCCCCACCGCCUUAAUCUCGUUAGGGAAAUAAUCUCGCUCGUGAUUAGUCUAACAUAUGCCUUUGGAUGAGUGUAUUUUACAUAGCGAACUCUAUACAUUAGCCAGUUAAUUUGAUAAAGACAUUAACAUAACUCUCAAGCCAAUGCUAGCUGGUGUUAGCGCAAUGACUGGAAGUCUAUGGGUAUAUGCUAGCAGAUACCAAUAGACUUCCAGUCAUUGGGCUAAUGCUAGUUAGGAUUGGCUCGAAACUACCUCUAACUUCCUUCGUACUGGACACAGAGACAUAAAAAUCAUUGCCUCAUUGCCAAAAUCCUGAAGUAUCCUUUUAAGAAUCAAGUAUGGGGUUAUUUGGUGUAUCAAGUCAGUGCUAUGCACAUUUCAAGGUUAUUUUCCUUUUGGAACACAAUGUUCCCCAGGGACAAUAGACUGUACCCAUAAGUACUGUAUAUGGUUAUGGCAUGCACACACAAACAAACAGCACGUACACAGAGGCAUUUCAGGUCAUGGCGUUAUGACUAGUGUGGUGUUAAUGAUGCAGGGAAUCAGUUGUCCUGUUUUUCUUUCUUGCAGGCAUUGUUGAAAAAAGAUCUGCCUACAGUGAUGGAGAACCAUUGGGUUGGUCCACACGUUAAACUGUUACCAAUCACUCCAGAAAAGAUGCCUCUAUCAUAUCAAUCAGAAUAAUGUGAUAGUAAUAUGAAUGUAAAAUAAUGAUUUACCCUGACAGAUUCUGAUUGGCUUUGAUUUUAUCAUAAGAACCCAUCAGUAGGGAGGGAUGGCCAACUUUGGUCCUUGGGGGCUGCUCUGUGUGCAGGCUUUUGCUCCAGCCAAGCGCUUACACACUACAGUGUUCAUGGUCUUUAAUCUCGACCAUCAUGAAUUAUAGUCUCUAGCUCUUUAGUCUAGUUCUGUUGGUCAUUGAGAUUGAAGACCGUCAUUACUGUAGUAUUAGCAGAACCAGGUGUGUGGAAGCUGGGUUGGAGCAAAAGCCUGCUCACACUGGCCUUCCCGGACUGGAGUUCUCCUGAUCAGUAGGAGAAAGAUGCGUAUAAAGAGUGUCAGUUUCAGGCUAAUUGUGUUACUGUAUAAAGCUGAUGUAUCAGAGGAGUAUGGGAUCUGAUCAUCCCUUCUCAACUGGGUCAGGUGUCAAUCAAUCCAAAUGUCACGAUUGAUUGGUCAAUACUGUCUGUAUGAGAUGCGUCAUUAACCAAUCGCAAGAACCCUGGUUGUCCUGCAUGCCCCGCCCUCAAUCCAUAGUCUUUCUCAGUUUUGAAUCAGCAUGAACACACACGCACAAACUGCAACAAUGAAACUACACACUGCAUGAACACACACACUCAGCACAUGAUUUAAAUGACCCAAUGGCUGAGCGACUAAAUACUGCACUUCCUGUCUCUGAUGUCAGUCAAAUCAACCACCUGACAGCCAGUCAGUUUGGUCAAUGAUUUCCUGUAGCUCCUCUGACUGGCUGAUUUAGUAAAGGUCUGGCUAUCUUUUAGGCAACGGUUAGAGACCCAGUAAACAGCUCAGAUGCCCACAAACAGAUGGACAAAUGUAUCAUGAAUGACACAGGUGGGUUUCAGGCUGACAUACACUCUCACCUUCUCUCUUGUUAUGUCCUACGUGUACACACACCCUUUUCCUAUAUAUUGGGUGUACACACCUUUUUUGUACAGGUGACACACAAACACAAAUUGUGGACUCACACGAGGCAUCACACACACCCAUAUUAAUUUAGUAACAUCCCUAUCAUUUUUAAAAUCAACUAUUUUCUCAUCCACUGCUGUUGUGCCAUGUUUCAUAUGACCCAGUGGUCUGCCGAUGUUUGAGUGUGUGUUUUUUGAAGUGUCCAGUCCAAAGAGCAUGGUUUGAGCCAGAACGCCGACAGCCCAAAGUUAACACAUUCUCUUGCAGCAGACCCGUCGGUUGAAGACUGCUGUUGUAUGAUUAGGAACAAAGUUUUGGGAGUUUAAAUGUUGACAGAAUGUUGUGGUUUACAGGUGACGCUCUGGAGUCAAACGGGUGUAUUCAUUACGGAAACUGUUUACCGUUUAAGAACCAAAUGAAGCAAACGGGUCAAAACAAGUUUCUAUUGAACACAUUUGGGUAGAUCCCACUCCAUUUUGUUCCGUUCGCUUCAGUUUAAGAAAUGUUUUACAACUGAAUCAGCGGAAUGAAUACACCCAAGGUGAAAUGGACUGCAGCUGACAUGAGACUGGUUUUGUCUGUUUGGUUGCAUGUCUGUCAAAGUGUCAAAAAAUCUCUGUUUGGGACAAGAGGCAUUAUGUUUUGGGGCCUUUUGUAGUGAAAAGUUUGAUAGAUUAUUAAUACGUUUUCUCUAUGCACAACACAGGAAGCUGGUGAGGGGUGGACGGCUCAUAAUAAUGACUGGGAUGAAGUGAAUGGAAUUGUAUCAAAUACAAGGAAACCAUGUUUACCAUUCCAGCCAUUACUAUGAGCCUGUUCUUCCCAAAUAAGGUGCCUGUGAUGCACACAUUAACUUAACGAAAUUACAGUGGCGUGUCAGCUGCCUGGCUCGGCUCCAUAACAGACUUGAUCCUAACUAUGUUAAGUUGUUGUGCUUCUAACAUCCAAUCUCUUAUACUCUCACACGCUCUCCCUCUCCUCUGACUUUUCCCAUCCAUUUCUCUUUCUCCUGACAGCUCAUAAUUUGUGAGAGGACUGUCAUACCGGACGCCAAAGUGAGCACUUCACCCAGCGAACAAACCCCUCUAAUACAGGACCACGUGGACUAACGCAUGCGCACACACAUGUAGGGAGAGCUGCCUAGGCCAGUUCUGCAGGACUCUCUCUGCAUGUGUUUGAGACUGAAGAGCACUGGAACCCCAAAACCACUGACUAUUCUCUCUCGCGCGCUAUAUAUAUCUAAACUCUCUCAGGCCUGGCCUGGUGCUCACCUGACUACACCUCACCUGGUACGGUUCUCACCUGGUCCUGCAUCUGCUCCAGGAGACUUUCUCGACCUUUAAUUCUGUUCAGGGCUCACUGGUCAACAGGGAAGGGCAGGACCACCCCGGUUGGUUCUGCUCUUUGGUGUCCCAUCCAACCCUCCAAUGAGGAUCCACUCUGAGAUUACAUCAUCAUGGAACAUCACCGCAUCCACACAGUUGCUGUUAUGUGAAUCUUUCCUUGUCUGUUUGUUAUACUUCCAUUUCUUCAGAUGCUUUAACAACAACUUAAUAUCAUGUGUUUUUACUGUUCCUGAAAUGCCAUAGGAAACCACUCCGCUAGAUCUGUAUUGUUAAGCGUUCCUCUCCUCUGGGUAGAUGUUACCUGUAUGCACAGAUCUAGGAUCAGCAAACCUUAGCCAUUGCAGGAAGAAAUGCAAAACUGACCCCAAAUCAGCACCUAAAAGCAACUUCAUUCUACAAUAUCUCACCAGACCAAAGAAACAAAAAGUUUACUUUCUGCAUUGACUGGAA